AUGGUGUAUUUAAGUUUCAAUCAUUAGUUACUAGAUAGUUUAGAUCUUCUAAAGAUAUUAUCAAUAAUAUAUAUCAAAUCAGGUUUGAUAUAGAUUGUCAUUGAAAAAAGUAAAUAACAAUUAAAACCUCCCAGAAAAAACAAUAAUUAUUAAGUAUCUAGAACCACUAUUAGGCAAUAUUCUUUCAUAUUAGAUUUAAAACUAAUCUAUAAUACAUACUCAAAGUAUCCUAAUCUAAUACUUCAUUAAACUUUGAAGUUAUUCAUAAUAAAGAAGAAGAAUCUCAUGUUGUUAAUUAAACUAAAAAGUUACUGCAUGAUAUAUUUAUUUAGAACAUCUUUUUUCCUUAUUAAUCUAUAUUAAAACAAACUUCCAAAUACAAAAAUACAGAAGCAAACAAAAAAUUAAUAAAAGAAAUUCACUUUUUACUUAGCUUAUGUCAAAAUUAAGAAUUAACUAAUAAUAGUAUCAUUAAAUUUGGAAAAGUAUAAAAUAGAUAAUAAAUCUAUGAAGAUAUAAAUUGCAAAAGAAAUUACCACAUUUCCCAAAAGUAGAAAAAAUGAAAAGAAAAUAAACUGA
Molecule: messenger RNA, 579 nt
Organism: Paramecium sonneborni
Lineage: Eukaryota; Ciliophora; Oligohymenophorea; Peniculida; Parameciidae
Source: the annotation of a GenBank genome assembly